CCGGUCCACGUGUGCCGUCACGAAAACCACCGCCUUUGUGGGGACGUGCUCACUCUGCUGCGUCGGACCGGGGUCGCCGCGUGCGUCGUUCCCUUUUUUGUUAUUUAUUUUGUCAACAGAGGUGGGUUUUUUUCUUUGGACACAUCAUUGUCAUCAGGGUAAGCCAUGCCUUCAGUUCCCUCAUCCAAAGAGGCUGCCGUCAUGGGCCCCGUGUGCCCUCACGCCGCCAAGCUGCACAGCCACACCAACGGAGACGCCAAGCUCCGCGAGGGAUUGUUCCCGCUGAAUGGGGUCGACAAGACGGCAACGGUGUCAGACGCCAGGGAGGCGCACCAAACCAGUCAGAUCAACACAAAGAUCGCUUCUCCGGAGAGGAAAUGGAUCCGGCCUGACCUUCCCAGCCGCUGCAAAUGGAGCCUGGGAGCGUCGAACGCCAACUCUCCUCACACGCAAGUUCCAAGAACUGUCGCUCCCGCCAUCCUUCCAAACAUCCUGCACAGGAUUGGUGACACUCCCUUGGUUUGCAUCAACAAAAUCCCCAAAGCGUUUGGACUCAAAUGUGAAUUAUUGGCCAAGUGUGAGUUCUUCAAUGCUGGCGGCAGCGUCAAGGACAGGAUCAGCCUGCGGAUGGUGGAGGACGCCGAGAAAGCCGGGCUCCUCAAGCCUGGAGACACCAUUAUCGAGCCCACCUCUGGAAACACCGGUAUUGGAUUGGCCCUGGCUGCAGCAGUGAAAGGCUACCGCUGCAUAAUAGUCAUGCCGGAGAAAAUGAGCAUGGAGAAGGUGGAUGUCUUGAGAGCUCUCGGAGCAGAGAUUGUCCGCACGCCCACCAGCGCCCGCUUCGAUUCGCCAGAGUCUCACGUGGGCGUUGCCUGGCGCCUCAAGAACGAGAUCCCCGACUCCCACAUCCUGGACCAGUACCGUAACCCGAGCAACCCACUGGCCCACUAUGACACCACAGCUGAAGAGAUCCUGGAGCAGUGCGACGGUAAAGUGGACAUGCUGGUGGCAGGAGCAGGCACAGGGGGGACGAUCACAGGCAUCGCCCGCAAACUGAAGGAGAAAUGCCCCAACAUCAAAAUUGUUUGCGUUGACCCAGAAGGCUCUAUCUUGGCUGAGCCUGAAGAGCUUAACAAGACUGAUAAGACCAUGUACGAGGUAGAGGGCAUCGGGUACGACUUCAUCCCCACUGUGCUGGACAGAUCCGUGAUUGAUACCUGGUACAAGUCCAAUGAUGAGGAAUCCUUCAACAUGUCUCGUAUGCUGAUAAGAGACGAGGGCCUGCUCUGCGGAGGCAGCUCUGGAACGGCCAUGGCAGCAGCGGUGAAUGUCGCCAAAGAGCUGAAGGAGGGCCAACGCUGUGUGGUCAUCCUGCCUGACUCCAUCCGUAACUACAUGUCUAAAUUCCUGAAUGACAAGUGGAUGGUAGAGAAAGGCUUCCUGAGGGAGGAGGACCUCAUGGUGAAGAAGCCAUGGUGGUGGAACUUGAGGCUGCAUGGUUUGAACCUGUCGGCCCCUCUCACUGUGCUGCCAACCGUCAGCUGUCAGAAGACCAUAAAAAUCCUCAAGGAGAAGGGUUUCGACCAGGCGCCCGUAGUGGAUGAGGCUGGGUUAAUCCUGGGUAUGGUGACUUUGGGGAAUAUGUUGGCCUCGAUUCUGGCGGGGAAGAUCAAGGUGUCAGACCCAGUCAGCAAAGUGCUCUACAAGCAGUUCAAACAGAUCCGACUGAUUGAUAACUUGGGAAAGCUUUCCCGGAUUCUGGAAACUGACCAUUUUGCCCUGGUGGUUCAUGAACAGAUCCAAUACUUGACUGACGGCACUCCCAGUCUGAAGCAGAUGGUUUUCGGGGUGGUGACGGCCGUUGACCUGCUCAACUUCGUCACAGGGCACGAAAGGAGAGAGCGAGCCCUGUCAGAGUCGACUGACGAGAUGUGAUUGACACACACUUGUAUUUUUCAUACAGUAACAUAACAAACACGAUGAAAAAGUUUAGUAGAUGUGUUUUAAUUGAGGUAAGCUUUUUUUCCCACUUUGAAAAAUGAGUUUCCUUAAUUAAUAUUUGAACUUCAGUCUUACAAUACAAUAUGCAAAAUAUGUUUGCCAUUUUGUGAUGGUACUUACUUGAGGCAUUUGAUUAUUGCUUAUUAUAUCUGCUUGUAGUAAUCCAAGCAAUCUGUUGUAAGUUCAUAACUUGUAGAAAGCUUUUUGUUUUGUAUCAGCUUCUUGAAAAGAGUCCUCCUUUUCUGUCUACUUGUUGUAAUAGUAAAUGAUUGUCUACCAAUCAAACAUCAGAAAAAGGAUAAUAGUUUAAAGGCCACCUCCAUCUCAAUAAUAUAGAUGAGACAGUUGCUGUAUAUAAGCAUGUGUUUUCUGCAUAUGUGCUGCUCUUUCAUUUGAGGACGUGUACGCAAAAAGAAAUGCAUGUAGGGACUGUUUAAUCUUAGCUGUCUAUGAGAAUCAUUUUUUUAUUGCAUCAUUUUUCUUCAUGAAUAUGUAUGAUUAAAUAAAAUUUAAAGAGUCUGAAAA
Messenger RNA from Scophthalmus maximus (turbot), 2526 nucleotides. It is a transcript of the gene cbsa, whose product is annotated as cystathionine beta-synthase a. Gene Ontology annotation, cellular component: cytoplasm. The transcript has 15 exons. The record is from RefSeq and is a predicted model, not a curated record. Bases 166 to 1935 code for a protein of 589 amino acids. NCBI's taxonomy places the organism in Eukaryota, Metazoa, Chordata, Actinopteri, Pleuronectiformes, Scophthalmidae. Gene Ontology annotation, molecular function: cystathionine beta-synthase activity; cysteine synthase activity.